Molecule: messenger RNA, 3426 nt
Organism: Penicillium taxi
Lineage: Eukaryota; Fungi; Ascomycota; Eurotiomycetes; Eurotiales; Aspergillaceae
Product: RNA-binding ribosome biosynthesis protein MAK21
Exons: 3
Coding region: 1-3426 (1141 amino acids)
Cellular component (GO): nucleus
Source: RefSeq, a predicted model, not a curated record
AUGGCAAAAGGGAAAGAUAAGCGCUCAUCAGGCGCAAGCAAGUCCCCUAAAAAUGAGGAUGAUUCAACUUCUAAGUCCCAGUCUACCACGGAAAUGCCCCAAAUCGACGAGAGCGCCUUCGUUGGUCUACGACAGAAGAUUGAGCAACGAUUGAAGGAUAGUUCUUCGAAAGGAAAAUCGAAGAAGAAUGCUAAUAAGCCGACUGCAUCUGUGGAGGCUGCAUCUCCCAAAAAGGAUGCAUCAUACACCAAGGGCGGCAAGAAGCAGGAAUCCUCCGUUCAGGGCAAGAAGCGGGAUCGCAAUGGUGAUGUGAUUGCCCGUGACGAGAAGAAGGGAGGAAGUAGCAAGAAGACUACUGAUGAUGUCGAUACUCUACGACAGGAAAUCCUGGCCCUGGGCGGUACCGAAGAGGACCUUGAAUUGCUUGAAGAGGUCGACUCGGAGUCCGAAGUAGAGGGCGAAUCCAAACCUAAGGGCAAGAGCGGUGACGAUGAUCUACGAAAAGAGCUUGCAAAGAUGCUGCAAGCAGCUGGCCAGGUUGUUCCAGAAGAUCUAGGGGACGACGAAGUUGAAGAAGGGGAGGAUAUUGAAGAGGAGGCUGAAGAAGAGAUUUCAGAUGAAGAUAUGGAGGACGCCAACGAGGAAGACAAUGAAGAGUCUGAAGUCUCCGAUAUUGAAGAAGCACCGCCGGCGAAGAAGCAGGAAGUUGAUAUUGUCGUUCCUAAGGAAUACGCAAAGCUCCUUGUGCUUCCUCGUUCUGACUGGUACGCUAUUCCUCUUCCUCCGGUCAAGACUGUGAAAGAAGUGACCGCCCUACCCCGUCACCUGAUCGAUCGUAUUCAUGAACUCGCAAACAAUCUGCUACAGGAGGAGAAUGACAAGUAUGCGGAAGCGCAACAGGCCGCGGCCUCAUCAUCUCACAAGUUCUACACAACAAUUAUGACUUCUGGUACCCUGAGCGAUAAGAUCUCUGCAUUGACCCUUGCCGUGCAAGAGUCACCACUGCACAAUGUUAAGUCACUCGAAAAUCUGAUUGCUCUUGGACGAAAGCGCAGUCGUGCGCAGGCCGUCGAAGUCCUACGAUCUCUGAAGGAUAUGUUUGCUCAGGGUACUCUGCUGCCCAGUGAACGUCGCUUGAAGUCAUUUUCCAAUCAGCCUGCGCUUGUCGCAGCAUUCCAAGGCGCUGGAGGUCGAUGGACCGAGCGAGACCCGCUUCCUGGUGGCUUGCAGAAGAGCCACCUUCUAGUUUGGGCCUUUGAGGACUUUGUCAAGGAGCAAUUCUUUGAGGUUCUGAAAAUUCUAGAGGUCUGGUGCAAUGACGAGAUUGAGUUCUCGCGCACCCGUGCCGUCAGUUAUGUAUACGAACUUCUCAAGGAGAAGCCGGAGCAAGAAGCAAACUUGCUACGGCUUCUUGUCAACAAGCUCGGAGACCCUGGUAAAAAGAUCGCCUCCCGUGCCUCUUACUUGUUGCUCCAACUUGAGCAGACCCACCCUAUGAUGAAACCAUUAAUUAUCAAGGCUGUCGAAGAGCUGCUGUUCCGACCGGGCCAGAGCCAGCAUGCCAAGUAUUAUGCCAUCAUUACUCUAAACCAGACCAUUCUCAGCCAGAAGGAGGAUAAGGUUGCUAUGCAGCUGCUUGACAUCUACUUUUCUCUCUUCGUCAAUCUUCUAAAGCCUCAGGGUAAGAAGCCUGCGGCUAAGGGAGAAGACAAGCCUGUAGUUGAAGAUGAAGGCAAGCCUGCACCCAAGGGAAAGCGCCAGGGCGAGACCUACAAGGGAUCGAAGGGCAAAGGUCGCAACGAGCCUGUCAAGGGAGAGGCCCAAGACGACGAGAUGCGGGAGAAGCUGACUUCAGGUGUCUUGACCGGGGUCAACCGCGCAUACCCCUUCACUGAUGCCGAUUCAGACCGAAUCUCCAAACACAUCGAUACUCUUUUCCGCAUCACGCACUCUUCCAAUUUUAACACCAGUAUUCAAGCUCUCAUGCUCAUCCAGCAACUUACUACGUCUCAUCAGGUUGGAAACGACCGCUUCUAUCGGACCCUUUACGAGUCUCUUCUGGAUCCUCGAGUCGCCACCUCCUCAAAGCAAUCACUCUACCUGAAUAUGCUGUACAAGGCCCUCAAGAACGAUCUUAAUCUCCGCCGUGUCAAGGCUUUUGUCAAGCGUGUCGUUCAAGUGCUUGGACUUCACGGACCUUCUUUCGUCUGCGGUGUUUUUUAUAUGAUUCGCGAGUUAGAGAAGACUUUUGUCGGUCUCCACUCUCUCAUUGAUCAACCCCAGGAGAACGACAGUGAUGACGAGGAAGUCUUCCGCGACGUUCCAGACGAAGACGAUGAGCAGCCGGAGCCUACUCCAGUCGUAUCCAAAUCUUCAAAGCGCACCGAUGGUUACGAUCCUCGAAAGCGCGACCCCGAACACAGCAAUGCUGACAAAACAUGUCUUUGGGAGCUGCUCCCUUACACAUCUCAUUUCCACCCCUCAGUUUCCGUCAAUGCAGCACGUCUUUUGGAGAAUGAGCCCAUGAGCGGAAAGCCUGAUAUGUCAUUGCACACCCUCAGUCACUUCCUAAAUCGCUUUGUUUACCGUACUCCUAAGGCUAACGCCAAUACUCGCGGUGCCUCUAUCAUGCAGCCCCUGGCUGGUGGUGAGGUUGCCGAUCGUCUGGUAGAAGCUGGAAAGGCUUCAAAUCAGAGCAUGCCUCUCAACUCCCAGAACUUCUGGACGAAGAAGGUCGAGGAUGUUGCGGCUGAAGAUGCCUUCUUCCACGACUACUUCAACCGCAUUAACAAGGACAAGACCAAGGCCAAGAAGGGCAAGGGUGAUGAGGAUGCCAUGGCACGUGACGAGGAGGAUAUUGAUGGCAGCGACAACGAAGACGAAAUCUGGAAGGCGCUCGUGGAUUCGCGACCAGAUCUAGAGCAAGACGAUGACAGCGAUGAUGAUCUGGACCUAGAUGAUCUCGACUCUGCAUACGAUGAUGACGAAGACGACGAAGAACUCGAGGGCGGUGACGAGGACGUUAUCUUCAACGACGAGUCUGACGUACCAUCCGACGAAGACGAGGAGAUGGACGACUUCGAUGGCUUCGAUGAUGAAGAAGCCACACCUAUCCCGGCCGCGUCGAAGAAGGCUACCAAGAAAUCUACCAAGGAAGAGAAGUCCAAGGCACAGAAGCCUGCCGAAGACGACGAAGAUGUCUUCGAUAUGGACGUCUCAGACGAUGAGGCCUUCCUGGACAGCGACGAGGACCUGCCCUCGGAUAUGGAGCUGGGCGGUGUGGAUAUAGAUGUGGCGGCCGAUGCAGCUGCAGCUGCAGCUGCACCUUCCGAUCGCAAGAAGCGCCGCAAGCUCAAGAACUUGCCUACCUUUGCUUCGGCAGACGAUUAUGCUGCUCUAUUGGAGGACGAGGACUUGGGUAUGUAA